UCUGUCUGUAAUUUGGGGAGGUGGGGGGUGUUCAGAGAUUUCUACAUUGUACAUUGCUUUUUCUUGUGCUGUUUGUAAGUGCUGGGGGAUGUAAUGUGCCUGCCAGCCCCUCCUUGCUGGCUCGCUCCCCCCCUCCCACACGUGCAAAAUCCACUAGGUUUCAGACCAUCCUCUCCUGCUGGGGUCUGGCUCUUCUGGAUGAGAGAGGUUUGGGGACACUAAACUCUUUCGCCACCUCCUUUAGCCCCUGCCAUCACUCAGCAGCUCCCCCCUUUAAGUGCACAGAGGAGAUGGAUUUGCAAAGAUGUUCCUCCUGGUUCUGCAUCCUGCUGCUGGGUCUUUCCAUUGGAUUUGUCCUAUGCUCCAGGAAGGCUAUCCCCCCUAGGAGGCAAGAGCGGCUGGGGCCUCCCCUGGACAUCAAUCUUGAAGCUAUAAACUGCACGGCCUUCAGUGUACAAUGGAGAAUGCCCCGGCAGCAUGCAAGCACCAUCAAUGGAUACACAGUUUUCUACACUGAAGUAAUUAAUGGCAAACACGUGAAACAGCAGACUCAGGACGUUCCGCUAAAGCUGGAUAUGUUGAAUAUGGGGCAACUGGAGGCGAAGGAGAUGUUUAAACUGGUGCUCAAUAAUUUACAGCCAGGAACACUGCAUCGGGUUAGUGUUGGGGCCUAUAACUGGGCAGGUAAAGGACGAGCCAGUAUGCCAAGAGAUAUAUCGACCUUAUAUCCAGAUAUGUGCAUGGCGCCUGAUCCCCCAUUGCAGCCGCAGGUGGUGGUGGUGUCAGACGCGGAGGUAGCCAUUUCAUGGAAGCAAGGUGCCGGUCAGGGCAGCGCCCCAAUUCAGUAUUACUCAGUGGCAUACAAAAGGCCGGAUAUUGACAGUGAUUGGGUCGCUAUUACAGAACAGGUACAAAUGGACUCAAUGGUGCUUAAAGGUCUGACACCAGACACAAAAUAUCAGUUUGCAGUAAAAGCACUGAACUCUUUUGGAGACAGUCAGCUUAGUAUUCCCAGUGAAGUCAUCAAGACCUUCCGGAGCGACGAACUUGGAUCUGGAGGAUAUGUGGAUGGAUACGUUACAGAACCUAAAAUAGGUGACGAUGAUGGCUACAAUAUUGAUGACUCUGAUUACGAUAUAUAUAUAGAUGAUGUCCGACCACUUUCUCGCAUCAGAGGAGGGAAUAAGAAGGUUGUAAUAGAAAGCAAGAUGACACCAGGGACCUAUACAAAGAUAAUCCCUCUGAGUACUACAGCUGCCGCUGUGACUACAGCUUCUAUGGCAAAACCAUCAACAAAUCCCCCAACUACUGCUACCACUGCCACCACCACCACCACCACCAGAGCCACCACCACAAGGCCUGCUAAGAAAAACGCGAUGGUUGCUCCUCCGAGACUCUUCGAUCUGACCUGUGAGGAGACCGUCUGUCCGGCCGAUAGCUUCUGUCUUAAUGACUAUGACCGCGGGGGCUCCCAGUGCCACUGUAACCUCGGGAGAGGAGGAGAGACAUGUGAGCAAGAUAUUAACGUUCAGUAUCCUCAGUUUUACGGUCACUCCUAUAUGACAUUUGAGCCACUGAAAAACUCAUACCAGACCUUCCAAAUCACUGUGGAAUUUAAGGCUGAAGGUGACGAUGGCCUGCUUCUCUACUGUGGCGAAAAUGAGUAUGGUCGGGGAGAUUUUAUGUCAUUGGCCAUUAUUCGAAGGAGCGUCCAGUUCCGGUAUAACUGUGGUACUGGAUCUGCAGUCAUCACAAGUGACAGUAAGAUCAAACCGGGAUCAUGGCACAUUGUGACACUGUACAGAGAAGGUCUAAACGGGUGGAUCAAGCUCGAUAAUGGAGCCGCAGUGUCUGGGAGAUCACUGGGUCAGUACAGUAAGAUCACCUUCCGGACCCCCUUCUAUCUGGGCGGUGCCCCCAGUAUCUACUGGCUGGUGAAAUCCGCAGGGACCAACCGGGGGUUUAAAGGCUGCGUCCAGUCUCUGUCUGUGAAUGGCAGGAACAUUGACAUGAGACAGUGGCCCCUGGGGAAGGCCCUCAGCGGGGCCGAUGUGGGUGACUGCAGCGUCGGGGUCUGUGACGAGGCUUCCUGUAUUAAUGGAGGGACCUGCACAUCCAGGUCGGCCGACUCCUACAUGUGUCUGUGUCCUGUUGGAUUUCAGGGACGUCACUGCGAGGAAGCUUUCGUCCUGGCUAUCCCCCAGUUCAAUGAGUCGGUUCGCUCUUAUGCUGUGACAAGAUGGCCAUUUGAGCCGCACCAUUACCUCUCAUUUAUGGAGUUUGAUAUGACAUUCCGGCCGGACGCAGAAGACGGCACCAUCCUCUACAGCUACGACAAGGACAGCAAAGAUUUUGUGUCCAUCACCAUGGUCGGCGGUUACGUGGUUUUCAGGUUUGACUGUGGCUCAGGAACAGCGGUGAUACGAAGUGAGAAGACUGUAAGCCUUGGCCAGUGGCAUGAAAUGCGUGUCUCCAGAACGGCGAAGAACGGACUCCUGCAGGUCGACAACCAGAAGCAAGUGGAAGGAAUGUCUGAGGGGGGAUUCACACAAAUCAAGUGUAAUCCUGACAUCUAUAUCGGUGGGGUUCCAGAUUACGAUACAGUCAAGAAAAACUCCGGGGUCUUACGGCCAUUUAGUGGAAGUAUUCAGAAACUAAUACUCAAUGACCGGAUCAUCAACCUUGUGCACGGCCUGACAUCUGGGGUGAACAUUGCCAACACUCUCCAUCCCUGCGCCAAUGUGCCAUGUGCCAACGGCGGGAGCUGUAGACCCAAGCACGACAGCUAUGAAUGUGACUGCCCCCUGGGCUUCGAUGGCAGGAACUGUCAGAAAGAGUGUGGAAACUACUGCAUUAAUAUCAUUACAGAGGCCAUUGAAAUUCCACAGUUUAUUGGACGAAGUUAUCUUAUUUAUGACAGUCGGGAGAUUCUUAAAAGGGUUUCUGGAAGUCGAACGAACAUAUUCAUGAGAUUCAAGACUACGGUGAAGGACGGGCUGCUCAUGUGGAGAGGGGACAGUCCCAUGAGGCCCAAUAGCGACUUUAUCUCAUUAGGCCUUCAAGAUGGAAACCUUGUGUUCAGUUAUAAUUUAGGCAGUGGAAUGGUUUCAAUAAUGGUCAAUGGAACCUUCAAUGAUGGCAGAUGGCACCGGGUGAAGGCUGUACGUGACGGUCAAUCUGGAAAAGUGACGGUGGAUGAUUAUGGCGCAAAGACAGGGAAAUCCCCUGGCCUAAUGCGGCAAUUAAAUAUUAAUGGAGAACUUUAUGUAGGUGGGAUGAAGGAGAUCGCCUUACACACCAACCGGCAGUACAUCGGAGGCCUUAUAGGUUGCGUCUCCCACUUCACCCUCUCUACGGACUAUCACGUGUCACUGGUUGAAGACGCCUCAGAUGGGAAAAACAUUAAUACUUGUGGCACCAAAUAGGAGCGGAGACCUUUUCUUAUUUUUUCUGCUGAUGGAAGGAAGGGAGACUUUGCACUCGGAGGACAAUCUGCAAUCCUCGUCAUUCCAAGUAUGCUUCAAGAAAGCCAGAACCAAAAAGAAUCCUUACAGAUGUUUCCUUUUAGAAGACAAACUGAAAAAUGUUUUUUUGUUUUUUUUUUUCCGGAAGCUUCCGGCGCUGCGGAGAGCAGACUCAUCGGUGACCGGCGUGAGAUACGCGUGCCUUUUCCGCACAGCCAUCCCCCAAAAAAUCGGACAAUCCUAGUAGUACUAUUGUCCGCACCAUGAUCCGUCAUUAGUAACUAUUUAUUUUAUGAGGACUCAGGUAUAAAACCUAAAUGCAUAGAUAGGACGACCAACAUAUGAGUAGAGAAGUGGAUAAAGGUUGUUCUCACUGUCAUACGAUCAACUUCCUCUCAAUUCUGCACAGGCUCGUUCCUCCCACUCAUUGACUGCACAAGAAAUUAAAGGGGUACUCCCUUUAAAUCAACUGGUGCCAGAAAGUUAAACAGAUUUG
This is a messenger RNA of Hyla sarda, 3960 nucleotides long. RefSeq names its product EGF like, fibronectin type III and laminin G domains (gene EGFLAM). NCBI's taxonomy places the organism in Eukaryota, Metazoa, Chordata, Amphibia, Anura, Hylidae. Bases 291 to 3425 code for a protein of 1044 amino acids. Gene Ontology annotation, molecular function: protein binding; calcium ion binding. The transcript has 24 exons. The record is from RefSeq and is a predicted model, not a curated record.